UGGAAAGUCAGAGCUGCAGAUUUGCACUUGAAGGCAUCUGUUUUUAAAGAAGGGCGGAAGGAGUUUUCUGUCUUACAGGAAGAAGACAAAGUUGUGUUUGUGGGUUCAUCUGUUGAAUGUCUGCCGCAUCUUUUAGCUCCAGUCCUGGAAAACACCUUUAAGUUACCUUUGCUGCAGCCAAAGCUGUGUUAUCGCAGCCAUGACACUUUAAUAGUCUAAUUAAACUUAGCCGGAGCAGGUCGGUAGGUGUUGUUAGCGUAACAGAAGAGCGGUGAGAUGGCCAUCGCCCAUGUGGCUACGGAGUACAUGUUCAGCGAUUUCCUGCUGAAAGAGCCGAACCAGGCUCGAUACCGCAACAUCCGAACUGAGCUGGCUGUGGACAAGAUGGUGACCUGCGUGGCAGUGGGCCUGCCCCUCCUCCUCAUCUCUCUGGCCUUCGCUCAAGAAGUUUCAGUUGGUACUCAGAUCAGCUGUUUUGCUCCUACUAACUUCUCCUGGAGGCAGGCUGCGUAUGUGGAUUCAUACUGCUGGGCAGCCGUACAUACACACACACUACCUCUGUGGCUGCACAAGUUCUUUCCCUACAUUCUGUUGCUGGUGGCGGUGCUGAUGUACACCCCUGCGUUGUUCUGGAGAUUUUCUGUGGCGCCCCUCCUGCAGUCGGACCUCAGCUUCAUUAUGGAGGAGUUGGACCGGUGUUACAACCGUGCUGUCACUCUGGCCAAACGCAUCGCCACCUCAGGACUGCUCACCCCAGACAGCGACCCUACCGAGGGCUGUUUCAAUUACCCGCUGGUGGAGAAGUUUCUGAUGACCAAGCGUUGCUCGCGGGUGCUGCUGUUUUACUACCUGCUUUGUCGUGGCCUAACUUUUGUCACGCUGCUGUGUGCCUGCAUCUAUCUGGCCUACUACCUCCGCCUGGCCUCCGUCACAGAUGAGUUUGGCUGCAUGCUGCGUGUCGGCCUGCUUGCCUCCGACCCGGGCAUCCCCGACAAGGUGCAGUGUAAACUCAUUGCUGUGGGAGUCUUCUCUUUGCUGAGCCUUGUCAACUUGGUCCUGUUCAUUGCACUGAUCCCCGUGGUGAUCUACGCCACUCUCCGUCCCCUCUUCUGCCAUGGAUACGCCCGCUUCCUGGAGACCUACCAAUCGCUGCCCACCGUGAGCGUCCUGCCCACCCCCGGUGGCCAUUGGGACGAUCUCUCUCUGUAUCUGCUCUACCUGGAGGAGAACAUCAGCGAACUGAAGUCCUACAAAUACAUCAAGGUCUUGGAGUUGUUGAGGAGACGAGGUGAAUGCUCCGGAGAAAACUUUGACGCCAUGGGUCUGCUGCAGACUCUCUGUCUGGUGAAGAUGGACAGCGUGGAUGGGAAUAAACCUACCGGUGCUGCAGGGAAACAGGAUCAAGUAAAAACUAAUGCAGCUGACUCUGCCAGCAGCCCCUCAGUAGCCAACACUGGAGCAGCUAACAACAGCUGCAACCGUCUGAACUCAGCUGCAACUAACGACAGCAAGAUGGAAACCGAGAUGAAAGAGCUCACUCCCUUGCUGCCAGGAAACAGCGACGUAACGGGCAACCAAACUAGUGAGGGAGGGACUCUCCGGCUGCGAGCGAUGUGAAUGGCUUUUGGCACGGUGAUGGAGACCUGGACAAAGGGGUUUCUUGGGGGAAAUAACUUCACCACUAUCCCAUGGUGCAUCCACAACUCAUGACCUUCUUGUCCUGAUGGAGGGAUGGGAGAGUGUAGCACCAUCAUGGGUAUCAGUUCCAUCUCAUCUUCUAGGCCUUCAUCAGCAUGGGAUUCACAAACUCAAAUGUUUUUAGUCCCUAUCUUUGAAUGAUGUCCUUGUUUAUUUGAAGUGGUUUGAGAAGCAGAUUUUUGUUUUGUUUGGCGCAGUGCAGAAUUAAAAGGGGAGGAAGGGAGCACUGGAUGACAUAAGUCUAGACACUAGAACGGUUCAGUAGAGUAAAACUGGUACAGAUUUCAGGAAUCAUGGAAUUUGUCGAACUCUUAAGGACUAAUCCAAAUCCAAGUACUAAAAUGCAGAUAAAGAUGCAACUGUUCUGCCCUAUGAAUUAUAGGAUAUGAUGUCAGACUGACGGUACCUAAAGCAGGUCUGCUUCACAUUGUUUUUAAAUAUAUCAAGAGUGUUGGGAUGUGAUACAUAUUUACAUGUUUACACAGCUAUCAGGGAUGAGUAGUUUUUUUUAAAGGAUUUGCUUGUUUUGACUCACAACCCAUGUAUUUAAUUAUAUUAGAGAGAGUUUGUUUGCCUGAUACACUGUAUUUCCUGACUAUUUAAAUGCAGUAGAUGUUGAGCACAAGAGGUUGCUUACUGCGUAAACCAGCAGGAUAUUUAGGGUAGGUGUUUGUCGGAGGGGAUUUUCAUUUGUUCAACCCCUCAUUUAGAAAGCGUCCUAAAACAAUUUCCUAAAUUGUCCUAAAAGUAUGAAAUUGUCAAAAUUGCAGUCAUGUGGUUUUCAUCAGAAGGAGAGAUUAUGUAUUUAUUUGCACUGUCAUUGUGGGAAAAUGUACUUUUUUAUGAGAUUGUCAAUCACAUUUCAAUACAUUGUCAAGAUUGUAAAGGGGAAUGCCACUGAAUGAGGAAUUCAUUCUUGAUCAUUCUGUUAUAUGGUUUAGAAAGUAAUAUGACAAGGCAGCUAAAACAUGACAGAUGUUUUAGCUACAUGACAGAUGUAACAGCACAGUUUUAGGUGUUGAGCUCUCCGGUCUAUUUUAGAGGAGCAUUCUCAGUUUUUUAUGUCAUUGAUUGGAUUAUACAAAAAUAACAUGAAUUCCUAAAUUGUUUGGCAUCUGCCCUUAAGAGCUGGAUGUGUCUCAUUUAUGUGGACUGGAUAUUUUUCUCAUGCAGAUCUGUUGAUUGUUGUUGUUUUACACUACACAAUACAGUGAUUCAAAUGCAGGAAGCUUUCAUUUAAUGUGAUAUUUAUCGUGUUCAUUGAUUAAAGGUUCAGUAUGUAAUAUUUA
This is a messenger RNA of Siniperca chuatsi (mandarin fish), 2987 nucleotides long. Its product is annotated as pannexin-1-like. Gene Ontology annotation, biological process: monoatomic cation transport; positive regulation of interleukin-1 production. Bases 277 to 1617 code for a protein of 446 amino acids. Gene Ontology annotation, molecular function: channel activity. The transcript has 8 exons. The record is from RefSeq and is a predicted model, not a curated record. Lineage: Eukaryota; Metazoa; Chordata; Actinopteri; Centrarchiformes; Sinipercidae.